Molecule: messenger RNA, 669 nt
Organism: Sclerotinia borealis F-4128
Lineage: Eukaryota; Fungi; Ascomycota; Leotiomycetes; Helotiales; Sclerotiniaceae
Source: the annotation of a GenBank genome assembly
AUGUCAAAAUCUUCAAAACAUCCGUUCAUUCCACUGGACAACCUUAGUGCUCCCCAUGGCUCAAAGAUCUCCUAUGACCAGGAAACCAACAUUAAAUGGCUUCACAAUCAAAGAGAUAUCCUACAGGCGGAAACCGGCAAAGUUAUUCUUGCCAAUGACGUGAUCGAUUAUUGCUCCAAGACAUUGAUGAGAUUUAUGGGCCGUGGACUGAUGAGUCCUGAUUAUUUUGUAUUUUCUAUGCAUGCUAUGAUAGCUCAGAGGUGCUUCCCGCACGUCAAGUUUCCUGGCAAGGAUCCGGAUCCAGUCUUUGUCGGUAGCCAAUCCAAAUUACUUAGAUAUCAGGCUGACAUCAUAAGACGUGCGAUAGAUGUAGUCAGCAUCACGGAUGCUGAUAUUCACCAUGAACUCACUGGCGUAGCGAGAAAAUACAAUAAGAAACUAGCGGAAGCUCGAGCGGAAGCAGAGAAAAACAAGGAUCGAGCCCACCAGGAAGUCACAAACGAGAGCAGUACCGGAGUCGAUUACGAAUCUGUGUGCUCCGCGCUUGCUGGUUUGCAGAUGGCUCAGGAACAGAGCGAGGUCCUUGAAAAUGUUGAGAAAACAUCUGAGGAUGCGAUUGAUGGCAAUGCGGUUGUUAAAGAAGAGGGUGAUGAUUCAGUUGUGACCUAA